ACACCUGCUAGCCUGUAGCCUCCCCCGGAAAGCCUUUCCGGUCAUCGGCCUUUUUUAAACAAUGGGCAGCUCAACGUGUCUCAGAGACAUGAACGUCAGACUUCACGACUGUGUUCCACGUAUACGAUAGGACUCGCCUACUUUCUGCUUUACAUUUUGGUCCUACUUGUUGAUCUCCAGUUAGAAUUCUGAUAACUUCCAUUGCAGUUGAGUUUUUAAAGGUGAUACAAGACAAAUACUAAAAAAGAAAAUGGCCACAAACAUUGCUGAAAUUCCAGUUCGCAAAAUAUGCUGCAUUGGAGCUGGCUACGUUGGAGGCCCUACAUGCAGUGUUUUAGCUCUAAAUUGCCCUGAUAUUCAAGUGACUGUAGUUGACAGGAAUGAACUGCGUAUAAACCAGUGGAACUCAGAAAAGCUGCCUAUUUAUGAACCAGGUCUUGAAGAAAUUGUUAAACAGUGUAGAGGAAAGAACUUGUUUUUCUCUACUGAUAUGGCUCCUGCCCUGAAAGAGGCUGAUUUGAUUUUUAUUUCGGUUAACACUCCAACUAAAACUUUUGGCCUGGGCAAAGGCCGUGCCGCUGAUUUGAAGUUUGUCGAAUCUUGCGCUCGGCUUAUCGCUGAAGUAUGCGAUCGAAGCAAGAUUGUCGUAGAAAAGAGCACCGUUCCCGUUAGAUCUGCUGCUUCAAUCGUUAACGUUUUGAAAGCUAAUACAAAACCGGGAGUUAGCUAUCAAGUACUGUCUAAUCCAGAGUUUCUAGCUGAAGGCACUGCAGUUAAUGAUCUCAAAAAUCCCGAUCGAGUUCUAAUCGGUGGCGAAGAAAGUGAAGAGGGAAAAAAAGCCAUUAGUGCACUUUCUUGGGUGUAUCGUCAUUGGGUUUCGGCGGAUAAAAUCAUCGAGAUGAACACUUGGUCUUCCGAGCUUUCGAAACUAGCUGCCAAUGCAUUUCUUGCGCAACGAAUCUCAAGCAUUAAUGCCAUAUCCGCGGUUUGUGAGGCAACCGGUGCCGAUGUCAGUGAAGUGGCCAAGGCCAUCGGGCUCGAUUCCCGUCUUGGACCCAAAUUUCUCCAGGCUUCAGUCGGAUGGGGUGGUAGCUGUUUUCAGAAGGACAUUCUCAAUUUGGUCUACAUUAGUGAAUCACUCAACUUAACGAGCGUAGCUGCUUAUUGGCAACAAGUCAUCGAUAUGAAUGAGUAUCAAAAAUCGCGCUUUGGAGAGCGCAUCGUACAAUCAAUGUUCAACACUAUCACGGAUAAGCGUAUAGCAAUUUUAGGAUUUGCCUUCAAAAAGAACACUGGUGACACUCGCGAGUCACCCGCCAUUCAUGUGGCAAAGCAUCUUCUUGAAGAAGGAGCUUUUCUUCAUAUCUACGAUCCUAAAGUUGAAAAGGCUCAAAUACUACUGGAUCUAGAUCAAUUGGAUGAAGAAAGUGGCAUCAGUAUUCACACGGACCCCUAUGAAGCUGCCAAGGGCACCCAUGCGCUUGUAAUCUGCACGGAAUGGGACCAAUUUAUAGUAAACACUUACGAUUAUCAACGUAUGUAUGAUUCAAUGCUAAAACCAGCAUUUGUCUUCGACGGCCGCAAAAUUCUCAACCAUUCUGCUUUGGCCAAGAUUGGUUUCCAUGUCGAAACCAUUGGAAAACGCCAUGGGCAGAGCUUCCAGGACCACAACUGGGCCGGAACGAAUGGCAUUUAAAAAGAAAGCGAAAGUAUUAUUCCGUAACUUGGUGCAAUCUUAACCUCUUUAACAAACCAGUGUUUUUCGAUAUCAUGGUAUCUUCUAAAAUUGGUGUGGUUUUCUCCUACUUAUUUGAAAUCAUCAGACGCUACUUUCUUCUCUGUCGCUUAAGAGUUUAGUUUCUCAAAUAUAUUUAAUGAGAAACGA
Daphnia magna is the source of this 1885-nucleotide messenger RNA. It is a transcript of the gene sgl, whose product is annotated as UDP-glucose 6-dehydrogenase. Gene Ontology annotation, molecular function: NAD binding; UDP-glucose 6-dehydrogenase activity. The coding region runs from base 251 to 1696 and encodes 481 amino acids. The record is from RefSeq and is a predicted model, not a curated record. Gene Ontology annotation, cellular component: cytosol; nucleus. The transcript has 8 exons. Lineage: Eukaryota; Metazoa; Arthropoda; Branchiopoda; Diplostraca; Daphniidae. Gene Ontology annotation, biological process: glycosaminoglycan biosynthetic process.